AUGGCCGGUGGUGCGCAGGCGCAGCAGCGCCAGGUGACAGGUACCAAAGUCAUGAUCAUCACCGACGACGCUUCGGCCGGGACGAGCCAGCCGUGGCAGAGCAUUCAGUUCCUGGCGGACGCCCUCACGGCGGUCAACAAGUCGUACGACGUGUUCACCGUCAACGCCUCUUCGCGCCCAGACUCGACCUGGUUCUGGAACGCGGACGGCACCGGCAAAUACGUCGGCUACAUCAUGUAUCCGCCGCUGGAGAGCCGCGGCGCGCUUACCCCGUCCGAGAUUAGCCUGAUCUGGGACUACGCCGCCAAGACCGCCGUCAGGAGCAUCAAGUACGGCUGCGGCAUGACGACCCUGGGCUUCACCGAGACCUCCGCCCCGGGCGGCCCGCUCAACACGCAGCUGUCCUGGAAGCCGGACGCGCCCUUCGGAACGUCGGGGGUGUCGCCCAGCGCCUCCUUCAGCGACGGCGGC
Molecule: messenger RNA, 471 nt
Organism: Monoraphidium neglectum
Lineage: Eukaryota; Viridiplantae; Chlorophyta; Chlorophyceae; Sphaeropleales; Selenastraceae
Exons: 3
Source: RefSeq, a predicted model, not a curated record